Closterium sp. Naga37s-1 is the source of this 2097-nucleotide messenger RNA. The record is from the annotation of a GenBank genome assembly. NCBI's taxonomy places the organism in Eukaryota, Viridiplantae, Streptophyta, Zygnematophyceae, Desmidiales, Closteriaceae.
GAAGACAGGAUCUUACUGGCCCACGUGGCAAAGCAUGGGACAAAGAAGUGGAGGCUUAUUAAGUCUAUGGGUCUGCUUCCCACACGAAACCACAAGGCGUGCAGUAACCGCUUCAUCGUUCUCACAAGGAAACUUUCAAGGCUGGGUCAGCUUACAGGAGUCUCGGAAAUGGGUGCAGAGAUGACAAUGCCGAUGGCGUCUUCUGCAACGGAUACGGUGUUGGUGAAGAUGCACAGAUUGGAAGAAAGAGGUGAUUGGGGUCCUCUCAGUUCCUCAUCAUUCUCAGAAAUGGCUGCAGAGGCGACAUUGCCGAUGGCAUCAUUUGCAAUGGAUAGGGUGAUGGUGAAGAUGGAGAGGACACUGGAAGAAGGAGGUGAUUGUGGCCCUCUCAGUUCCUCAUCAGUCUGCGAACAACAGCACUCGCCGUGUCGGCAGCAUUUGCCACGUCAGCAACAGCACUCGUUGUGUCAGCAACUGGACUCCUCUGAUAAGCAACAGUGCAAUGAGUGCCAGCAACAUUCGACAUCAAGUCACGAGAAGUGCGCUCCAGCAACGGGCAUGCCUGAGAGGACGAUUCUGAUGGGGGCGCUGAGCGCAGUAGACGACGACUACUAUGGUGCGUGCAGAACAGUUGCUGGGGAGCUGUUUGAAUCUGGUUCUGAUGGUCAACAGGACCUCUCGGGGGGAAGAGCUGCUGAGCUGUUUGAAUCUGGUUCUGAUGGUUUUACAGGUCAUCAGGACCAAUGGAGAAGAGCUCCUGGGGAGCUUUUUGACAUUGCUGCAAUAAUUCCUCAAACUGGAGCAGCGGUUGUGGGAACCAGCCGAGGAGAUGUGGAGGAGGAGGAGGCUGACACGGCAGAUGCAACGGCAGAUGCAACGGCAGAUGCAACGGCAGAUGCAACGGCAGAUGCAAUGACAGAUUGUGUGACGGAAGAGACAUCAGAUAAAGCAGCAGCAGAUGAGGUGAUGCUUGAAUAUACAAUCCCAGCAGAAGUUGUGACCAUGGCACUUGCUCCCUCUUCAUGCUUCCCUGAGCACAUGCAUCAUCCAGCUUCGCAAAUAAACCUUUCCGCAACCACUUCUGAAGCGUGUCAACCGCUUGGGCCCAGGUUCUAUCCAACAUCGCAAGUAAGCAGCCUUUCAGCAUCGCAGCAGCCUGCGGCGGAAAUCCUUGCACUAAUAGGCAAGGAGAUUGGAAUACCACUCUCUGAACUCUCCCCCGUGCACGUGUGGGAAUUGAAUCCGAAUGAAGAGUUCAUGUUGGGCGAAAUGCCUCAGCAGCAGCAGGUGCUUCAGCAAAAAAGACUUCUCAGUAGAAUCAACGCCUGCAGCAGUUUGCAAGGUGCAGCGGAUUGGAUACCGGACCAGGACCCUGCGUUUGUUGCAAGUGCUACCUCUGCUGGUUUUAAUGAUUACCAAUGCGGCAGCGUUAACUGGGAUGGGGCUGCAGCAGUUCUUUCCCCCUUGGCUGAUCCGCUCCCUGGUACUGCGGCUGGUGUGGCCGCCGAUGCUCUGCCUCCUGGAGUGUUUGAUCCCAGCCGUUCCACUCAUCCUAGCAGUGCGAACGUGGUGGCAUCGACUGAUGGUUCUGAUUGGCUAGCUGCCGCUGAUAACGCUAUCGCAUGUUUCCUUAUCGAGGCUGAGCUGAUACGAAUCAAUAAGGCUCUGCUACAGUCUGAAUCAGCACCGCACUCCACUCCUCUCCCUUCCUCCCCUGGCAGUUCACUAACAGCUAUUCAGGACCAAGGUUCACCUCGUUUAACACAACCAAACCACUCAAGGUUCCAUUCAAACCUCUUGGAAGUUGCCACUUCUAUUGCCACUGCACAACCAGCAACGCCGUGUACCGUUAGCAUGUCAACGCCCUCUCUGCUCCCACCACUGCCUUCGUAUACUGCUGCAACGCCUCCUUGCGUCGACCCUCGUGCCGCUUCUCCUGCUGCUGCUGCUGCUGCUCCUCCUGCUCUCGCUGCUGCCAUGGAGCCGCUGAGGCGCAUCUGUCUCCCAGAACCCAGGGGCAAUGAGGCUGUCAGCCUGGAGGGCUGCUUGAAUCCUGAUGAGCUGUUUGAAGCGUGGUGCAAUGGGUCCUUCUCCAGA